Molecule: messenger RNA, 3117 nt
Organism: Phasianus colchicus (ring-necked pheasant)
Lineage: Eukaryota; Metazoa; Chordata; Aves; Galliformes; Phasianidae
Gene: RAB9B
Product: RAB9B, member RAS oncogene family
Biological process (GO): Rab protein signal transduction; retrograde transport, endosome to Golgi
Cellular component (GO): phagocytic vesicle; lysosome; late endosome
Molecular function (GO): GTPase activity; GTP binding
Source: RefSeq, a predicted model, not a curated record
GCAUCCAUCCCUGGCCUCACACACCCCUCUCAGCCCCGAGCAUCCCUCUCUAGCCCCGCACAUCCCCUGUCCCCCCUCCCUCAGGCCGCAUCCCCAGCGCUGGGUCCUGGGGGGGGAGUUGUGGGUGUGCAGCAUCCCAUCCCCCAGCAGGGGGUUGGGAAAGGGCUGGGGCUGUGUUGAAUCCAUCGCACCCCCGGGGUGUGCCUUAAGGCCGAGCCGUGCUGCAGUUUCUGUUGGGCUCUUGGGAUGCUGACGUUUUGCUUUGGUACCGUUGGGUCGCACGGAUGCUGCUCAGGUGUCUGCAGUUUGCUCAGCUGCGUGUGGCUGGGGGUAUUUCUGGGCGGGGGAAGUGAAAUCAGGAGGCUUCAGUUAGCAUCUCUGCGAGCAAAAGCAGAAGUUUCUGAUUUGGGCUUUGUGGCAAGCGUCGGUUGAAAGAGCUCUGAAAAAAAAGAGGAAAUAAAGUUGAGCAGGGCUGUCUGUGGUUGGUGCUUUUUGGCUUGGAAGGAAUAGAAGUGCUGCUGUAAGCAGCAUCAGACCCCCACAGCAGCCCUGUACCAGCCGGUGGCAUCACUCAGCAGCACUGCAUCUCCUCACCCUGCCCAGGAAUGUGGGCUGUGGUGUAAGGGAGCAGACCGUGCUUCCUGCCAUAGCAGGCUGCUGCCAGCUGGCUCAGCACUGAGGGGCAGAGGAUCCAGUGACUGUCAUGCUGGAGGAAGGCAUUUCCUGGACAGUCCUGGAGACAGAAGUGCUGUAUUUCUAGAGCAGGUUGCCUUGGUCCUGUGGCCAUCCGUCCUGCUGCAAUGAGUGGGAAGUCCUUGCUCUUAAAGGUCAUUCUGCUCGGAGAUGGUGGAGUUGGGAAGAGUUCCCUCAUGAACCGGUACGUCACCAACAAGUUUGACUCGCAGGCUUUCCACACAAUUGGUGUGGAGUUCUUAAACAGGGACCUGGAGGUAGACGGACGUUUUGUGACCCUCCAGAUCUGGGACACUGCGGGACAGGAGAGAUUCAAGAGCCUGCGGACCCCCUUUUACAGGGGAGCUGACUGCUGCCUGCUGACCUUCAGCGUGGAUGACCGGCAAAGCUUUGAGAACCUCAGCAACUGGCAGAAGGAGUUUGUCUAUUACGCUGAUGUGAAGGACCCCGAACGCUUCCCUUUCGUAGUUCUGGGCAACAAGAUUGACAAACUUGAAAGGCAGGUGAGCACAGAGGAGGCCCAGGCUUGGUGCAUGGAGAACGGCAACUAUCCAUACCUGGAGACCAGCGCCAAGGAUGACACCAACGUGGCCGUGGCCUUUGAGGAAGCUGUGCGCCAGGUGCUGGCGGUGGAGGAGCAGCUGGAGCACUGCAUGCUGGGCCACACCAUCGACCUGCACUCCAGCUCCAAAUCGGGGUCCUCCUGUUGUUAAGGACGGCUGCUGCUUUGGGAACGUCGCCGGAACCGAUGGUUGGAUUGCAAGGAGAGAGGGGGCACUGUGAGGAGGGUGGCCGUGAGGACGGUGGGUGGUUUGCACGCUGGGGGGUUGCAGCUUUACUAUCUGAAUUCUGACUGGAGUUUUCAGAUGUGGAAGAUGAAUCUACAGGAGAGUGCUGGCGAAGAGCGUGUGAAUGCAGUCCUGCUCCUGUCCCUGCCUGUCUUAGCAGGUUUAAAGGACUGGGUUAAACUAAAGGGAGUGAAUUCUGACCUGUAGCAAGAACUGCAUGCAGGACAAAGCUGGGGGGCACUCCAGAAGCUCUGAAAUGUUUUAGUCCUGAACUCAAAAAACUACUAGACCCGCUAAACUCAUGGCCUUACUGCCAAAGCAAAGUCUGCUCAGCAGUGUGAGUGAAACCUGUUGGGAAGACUGUAGCCCACACAGUUGUGAGAGUGCCAGAUCCUGGAGAGGCUGGGAUGUGUACAUCUGCUGCUUGGGAUCAAUGCAUUCUGUGCUGAGUAAUGCUAGAACUCUGAUAUCAAGUAACAUAAUGAAGGAGAGAAGAAACUGAAUGCUGCAGCAUCGUUUCUUCGUAGCUGUUUCUGAUUUGUUUUUCUCCACCUUCUAACUUUGCCUUGUUUGGGUGUUGUUUUAUGGAGAGACCGGCUUCUGCUUGUUUCCUCAGCCCUUCUGGAGGCUCAACACCAGAUCUUGCUUCUCACGCCUUGAAUAGACCUGGAUGGAAGGUUCCAGCGUGGCCACUCAGCAGUUCGUGGCACAGGAUCUGAGUUAGCUGGGAGUUCAGGAGAUCUGGAGCGUGAACCUUCAGCUGGUUCCUGUCAGAAGUAAUCUCUGUGUCCGGGUGAUUCUGUGUGUCUCUGAUUCUAUGAAUGCUGCAGCAUAAAACCACUCACCGUGAUUACCUGUUGUGUCAGGGGCUGUGCUGCUCAGCUCGGUUUACUCACACCAUUGCCCCAGCCCUUACUCCCUAACAGGGAAUCCAGUACAUUUUAUCUGAUCAGCUGGCAUCCUACUGCUAGAGAACGUCCACUCAGUUAAUUGACCCUUGUCAAUGAGCAGCUGUGCUGGGGAGAGAUUUGGACUGAUUCCUCAAGGGGCUGAAGAACGGUACUGGGAGGGCAGGGAGCCCUCCAAGAAAGGAUGCCAAGCUUUGCUGAUCCCAGCUCCUGCUCCCUGCUAGGUGUUAGUCCUGAGCUGUUUGUGUGUAGCCAAGAGGUCAGUGCUUUCUGGCUUGCCAUUGUAACCUCAUGUUCUGCGACUUCCUGUGCAAGUGUUUGUCCAAAACGAUGACUUUGCCUGUAAGCACUUAGGAGCCUGGCAUGGGGAGAGCUACCUGCUGAGUGCAGUGCCCACUGUGAUGAGCUACUGGAUAGCUGAUUGUGUAGCUCAAAUAGAGCAGCCUCGUAUACUCAGUGCUUUAGAGCAGGGCAGUCUCUGCUCUCACACUGGCUGGUGGCAGCGAAACCCCGUCCCCUUGCAGUCUGUGAGCUUGCAGGAUGUCUCCUCUGGGAGCUCAGGUGAUCCUGCUCUUCUCUGUGGGGCAGCCACACGUGGGAGGGGCUGAGCUUUAAUACGAAGUCCUGGGGGGGGGGAGGAGGGGGAAUCUGAUUUUGAAAGGGGGCUGGAUAUUCACAUUCACACCAAUAGAUAGGAAGUGCUUGAAGCUCCUAGAAAAUCAGGUCUC